Molecule: messenger RNA, 681 nt
Organism: Melopsittacus undulatus (budgerigar)
Lineage: Eukaryota; Metazoa; Chordata; Aves; Psittaciformes; Psittaculidae
Gene: RNF175
Product: ring finger protein 175
Cellular component (GO): Golgi membrane; endoplasmic reticulum membrane
Molecular function (GO): ubiquitin protein ligase activity; metal ion binding
Source: RefSeq, a predicted model, not a curated record
AUGAAAGCCAAGAGACCUCAGGUUCCACAGACAGGGCUAGUCACACUGCUGUAGAUGUGGGUUGUUCCUCUUUAUUUCACCAUCAGCUACUGGUGUAGAUCCCUGUUCAUCUGUCAAACGUUCUCAGUUAUCCCAAUUUACAUCACUUUCAGAGCAACCUGCAAGCCUCUCUUGGGAAGAUCAUAACAGUUGGUCUACAAAUGUUUCCUCCUGAUCUAUAAACUGAUUUAUCCAUUUGGAAUUCUGGAUUAUCUAGCCAUAAUGUUUGGAUUUCAACAUGAUAUUCAUGAAUGAAUCAAGUCUGAUGGCUCCAUGGAUUUUGCUGUGUCACUGUUUCUUGUGGACUGUAUGUACUAUGGAGUGAUGGAGAGAGACUCGGCAGAGAUUUGUUCUGACUACAUGGCUUACACCAUUUGUUUUUACAACAUCAGUGACAUACCAACAAGGAAUUUGUCCAGUGACAUCUGUGCAGUCUGUGGACAGAAAAUUCCUGUGGGUAUAAAUGAAGAAGGGAUCAUUGAAAAUACCUACCAGCUGUCCUGUAAUCAUGUGUUUCAUGAAUCCUACAUCCAUGGCUGGUGCCUUGUUGGCAAGGACCAUGCUUGCCCAUACUGCCUUAAGAAAGUUAAUUCAAAGAGAAUGUUAAGUAACCCAUACUCUCUCCCUAGCAAGUGCUUUUGA